Messenger RNA from Cuscuta epithymum, 2632 nucleotides. The record is from the annotation of a GenBank genome assembly. NCBI's taxonomy places the organism in Eukaryota, Viridiplantae, Streptophyta, Magnoliopsida, Solanales, Convolvulaceae.
UUUUCAUCCAAACACUAUGAGAGAGGCACUACUUCCUACCACUCUUCCAUUCAAAAGUCAAAACACUAUCAUGCAGCCAAUAUGCAAGUUGGCUGUUUCCCUUCAACUUGCCUCCUUUAUCCUCCUCCUAUUGCUUCUUUCACCACCAACCAUAGCCCAAACUCCACCUUCUAAGGCCACAACCACUACAAUCACCAAAGGCACCACCAUCACGAAACCGGGAUGCCCACGAAAGUGUGGAAACCUGACGGUUCCAUACCCAUUCGGAGUAGGUUUAGGCUCGGGUUGCGCUCUCAACCCGAGCCUGGAAAUCAACUGCAACACAUCGAACAAUCCCCCAAUGCCUCUUAUAUGGAACCUCCAUGUCUACGACAUCUCCGACUCCCAAGUCUGGAUCUCCAACUCCGUUUUUACGAGAUGCUACACCCCGACGGGGGGCUUGCUCGCGCAAAACCCGGCUUGGAUCAACCUCGGCAGUUCCAGCCCGUACACUUUCUCGGACAAAAACCAGUUCACCGUUGUAGGGUGCGACGACGGCGGUGUCUUUAUCGGAAACAGCCUCAGAAACGGGAAGAACAUCGGUAAUGGGUGUGCCGCUACAUGCGACAAGCCACAGGAUGUGACCGGCGGGAGGUGUAUAGGUUCCGCCGGUUGCUGCCAAAUCCCGAUCAUGAAAGGAUUGAGGAUUAUCAACGUAACUGGUAUGGCCUCGGUGUACGGCCAUGCUCGGGUCUGGUCUGAUAAUCCCUGUGGGAACGCGUUUAUAGGGGAAGCCGGUCGGUUUGAUUUCCGGGGCUCAGAUGACCUUAAAGACCUGAAUUUUAGACGGAGGGUGAUGGAAAGUGUUCCGGUGGUACUAGAUUGGGCUAUAGGGAAUUUGAGUUGUGAAGGCGCAAGGAAGAAAGAUGAUUAUGCGUGCAAGGAGAAAAGUCAAUGCGUUGACGUUGACAAUGAUUCCGGAGGUUACCGUUGUAGGUGUGACAAUGGUUAUAUGGGCAAUCCUUAUAUCUCUAACGGCUGCCAAGAUAUUGAUGAGUGUAAAGAUCCAAAUGAGAAUCCAUGUGAAAAGAUUUGCACAAACACGCCGCCGGGAAGCUAUACUUGCUCUUGUCCACAUGGGUACACCGGCGAUGGUAAGAAAAAUGGGCAGGGUUGUGUAGCAACUGGGUCAGAAUUCCCCUGGAUCAAGUUUUCUGUGGGUCUGGGGAUCGGUUUUUUAUCGUUGGUUGCUGGAGUAACAUGGCUAUACUUCUUCGUUAAGAAAACAAGACUAAUCCGACUACGAGAGAAAUUCUUUCAACAAAAUGGUGGUUUAAUCUUGAAUCAGAGAAUAACAACCACAGUAGACGGAGCCGGAGUAGAUGCGGCGAAAAUCUUCACCGCUGAGGAGUUGAAAAGAGCCACCAACGACUACUCAAGUGACCGUGAACUCGGCCGUGGGGGAAACGGCAUCGUUUACAAAGGCAUCCUACCCGACAAUCGCGUAGUCGCCAUCAAGAAAUCCAAAACUAUGGACGAGAGCAAAAUCGAAGAAUUCAUCAAUGAGGUAGUCAUCCUCACUCAGGUCAACCAUCGUAAUGUUGUCAAACUCAUAGGUUGUUGUCUCGAGGUUGAAGUUCCGAUGUUGGUCUAUGAAUACGUCUCCCACGGCACUCUCUACGAGCACAUCCACAAACUCGGCGGCAGUUCUGAUUGGCUUUCAUGGGAAAUCCGAUUAAGAAUAGCGGCAGAAACUGCGAGUGCACUCGCCUACCUCCAUUCAUCGGCAGCAAUACCUAUAUUCCAUCGAGAUGUAAAAUCAGCAAAUAUAUUACUAGAUGAUAAAUAUAUAGCGAAAGUUUCAGAUUUUGGCGCGUCCAGAUUAAUCCCUUUGGACCAAACCCACUUAGCCACUUUGGUGCAAGGGACGUUCGGGUAUUUGGACCCGGAAUACUUCCAGACGGGUCAAUUGACCGAAAAGAGUGACGUGUAUAGUUUUGGAGUUGUAAUUUGUGAGCUUUUGACCGGAAUGAAACCGGUUUCAAGAGAAAGAAGCGAGGAGGAGAGGAAUUUGGCAGCUUAUGUGGUGAGAUCCAUGGAUAAGAAUCAAUUGUUCAAGAUUCUGGAUCGUCGCGUUUUGAAGGAAGCGGCAUUAGAGCAAGUGGAGAGAGUUGCAGGGCUUGCAAGGGGAUGCGUUCACUUGAACGGCGCAGAUAGGCCUACGAUGAAGGAAGUGGCUAUGGAGUUUGAAAGGUUGAGAAAGUUCAAUAAGGAGACGUGGAACCGUGGAUUGCGAACUCCACGAGAUGAUGUCAUUUUUGUUGGUCAAAUGGAUGAUCAAGAUAGGUCUUCAUCAUCCGGAGACCUUUAUACGCUUCAUUUGAACUCUACGACUUUGACUAGUGAGUAUUCGGGACAAUACACCACUUCUACUAGUUCCAUACCCAGAUUCCCCAUUAAUCCAAAUCAACGGUGAUUAAGGUGACAAUCCCCGUAAUCAAUUGUAUCAUUAUAGUAUAAAUUGAUCAAAUUUGUGCUUUUCCCCACUUCAGAUUAUUAAGCUGUAACACUAAUUUAAAUCGGGUACAUUUUCUCAACCAUUGAAAUAUAUGGAAUGCACGUUCACUUUUAUAAUGUCAAUUAAUUUUUUCUA